Suillus paluster is the source of this 638-nucleotide messenger RNA. RefSeq lists its product as uncharacterized. NCBI's taxonomy places the organism in Eukaryota, Fungi, Basidiomycota, Agaricomycetes, Boletales, Suillaceae. Bases 203 to 598 code for a protein of 131 amino acids. The record is from RefSeq and is a predicted model, not a curated record. The transcript has 4 exons.
ACUGAGAAUACCACUCCGACUACGUCCUUGAGCGAAGGGAUAUGCCUUAUUCAGCUGGUCCUUGUAUUGCAGUUACUACGCUACCCGUAAGUGCCAUCUACUUCAGUUUGCCCGUCUGACGAUUCUUGGUUACUAUUCUCUCUGUUUGUGACGAGGUCCUUUGCGAGCCCGGAGACACGCAUAUCUCCGUCAAUGAACAUCUAUGGACUGGCUGGAUGUUGAGGUGUUCGGGUGGCUACUGCUUCCACGAUCCGUUCUCACCGCACCUCGUCAGAAAAUAGUCGUGGUGGUAAAACUGUAUGGUUUACAUGAUCGUGUAUUUUUCAUGGUCGACAUAGGCUUCACAGCACCCCACUUCCAGUUCUUCACUUAUACGGGAUCAUAUAUUAAGUACUGGCCAGCGAAACAUAGCUAUAUCCCAUGCGAGGCCGAAGUGAAUCUCGAUCCUGGAGACUGUCAUGAUCUCUGCACAACUGUCAUUAUUACAGUUCCGUGCAAAUCAUUGCCGUACUCAGGAGGAAAUCCUCCAACAUCGGACCUUGCAGACGCCUUAGAUCUUUGUUUCGCGUUCAUUCUUGACGUGUUCAAUCAACCAUAAAAAACACUUGCAUGAAGGAGAGGAGUAACAGCCAGUGAGU